Messenger RNA from Panonychus citri (citrus red mite), 2281 nucleotides. RefSeq names its product purine nucleoside phosphorylase-like. The record is from RefSeq and is a predicted model, not a curated record. Gene Ontology annotation, molecular function: purine-nucleoside phosphorylase activity. NCBI's taxonomy places the organism in Eukaryota, Metazoa, Arthropoda, Arachnida, Trombidiformes, Tetranychidae. Gene Ontology annotation, biological process: nucleoside metabolic process. Gene Ontology annotation, cellular component: cytoplasm.
GAUUGUAAUGAUAAUUAAUUGUUAUAUUUAAUGAUACCAUUGAAACAAAGUGAUUACAAUCAAAUUAGAUUUAGUUUCUCAACUAACAACAUAACAGAUUUUUUUGUGUUUUUAAAGUUUAUUUAAGUAAAUACCUGUUAACAAUUUAGAGACAAUGUCUCCAACUCAGCUUACAAUUAACAAUAAUGGUGUUAAUUGUAACGGUGAAUCAACACCAAAUGAAUUUAGUUACAAUUAUGAACGAGUUGAAGCAAUUGCUAAAUUCAUCUCAAGUAAGACAACAAUUAAACCUAAAUUAGGUAUAAUUUGUGGAUCAGGUUUAAAUGGAAUCACUGAUCAACUGAUUAACAGUCAAAUUGUUAAAUACAAAGAAAUCCCUGAUUUCCCACAAUCAACAGUCGCUGGUCACGAUGGUCUACUUGUAUUCGGCAUGUUGAGUGGUGUGCCCACUGUCGCUAUGAAGGGUCGAUUCCACUCGUGAGGAUACGAACCCUGGAAAUGCGCUUUGCCCGUUCGAGUGAUGAAAUUACUUGGAAUUGAGAUUCUAAUUGUUACCAAUGCUGCUGGUGGAUUGAAUCCCGAUUUUGCCGCUGGUGAUAUAAUGAUAAUCAAAGAUCACAUUAGUUUACCGGGUCUUUCAGGGGACAGUCCACUUAAGGGUCCGAAUGACGAUCGAUGGGGACCCAGAUUUCCUCCGUUAAAUCGAGCUUAUGAUGUUGGCCUAAUGUCCAUUUUCCAAUCGACUGCCGUCCAGUUAGGUCUUGAGAAAGGUGUUCGCAAGGGUGUUUACUUUAUGGUCUCUGGACCGGCUUAUGAAACGGUGGCCGAGUGUCGAGCCAUCAGGCUACUUGGUGCCGAUGCUGUUGGAAUGAGUACAACUCAUGAAGUGACCGUUGCCGCUCAUUGUGGCCUCAAAGUUUUAGGUUUAUCUUUGGUUACCAAUAAAACAAUCAUGGAUUGGGACUCGGUUGAUGAACCAAAUCACGGUGAAGUGCUGGAAGUUGCUUCAAAACGAGCUACUGACAUGGAAUUGUUAAUUAAAUCAUUCGUAUCAACCGUUUUCUCAAUUAGUAGUUAAUUACAAGUUAUCUUCAACAAUUACACUUGUUGAUCAACAAUUAUCACGCCAUCGGUUUAAAUUGUUCCAGGUUUUUCCUCUUCAUUUAUUGUUACCAGUAAUCAUCUUUUCCUCUGAUCAAUUGAUCGAUAAUUGAUUAUCAUUGAUCACAAUCAACAAUCAAGAGUUGAUUUCAAGUCAUCAAGUAUUAACACAAAUCCUUUUAAAUCGACAAUUUAAUUGAUCUAAUCAUAAAUCAAUCAAAUCAACAAUCAUUUAGACAACCCAAUUGACUUGUUUACUAUCAUAUGACAAAUGGUAAACUUUGUCUUUAAUUACAAUUGGAAUUGUUUUUAUCCCAACAAUUAAAAUUUUACCAAAUCAAAAUGUUUCACUUUUUAUCCUUAUUCACAAUCUAAUCGUGUCCAUAUUUAGUCAAUCCAAUUUGAUUAAUAAUCAAUGAUUCCAGUUAAUCAUUAUGAAAAAUUAUUUCGUUUUACAAGUAAUUCAAUUAAAUAUUAUUCAUAAUUAUGGUUUAUUGAUAAUCUGAUUAAUUCAAUUGAAGAUAAAACAAUUUUAAUUAGGUAAACAUAAUUAGAUAAUUAAACCAAUUCAAUUGAUUUUUCCAAUUACUCAUCAUUUAAAUCACGAUUGUAAUUCAAUUUAUUAUAAAAAAGGUUAAUUGUCAACGAUUUAUGUUCACUUUCAUUUCAUUCAAAGUACUGAACUUAAUUGGAAUUUGUAUUUGACUUAAUUAACUAUAUUCCAUCAUCGAAAUGGUUAAUCAUCCUCACCACCACCCGGAGCCUCAUCAUCACCCUCACCACCCUGAACCUCCAGUCGUGGUUCCAGUGCCAGUUCAAGUUCCAGUGGUUAUUUCAGUGACCAGAAAGGCUCCAGCUCCACCCCACCCACAUCAGCCUCCACCACCACCGCCAGUUCAUCAUCAUCCACCGCAUCCUCAUCAUCCGCCGCACCCAUCGCACCCACCGCAUCCUCAUCACCCUCCACCACCGCCACCAGUUCAUCAACAUCACCACUGAGCUUGAUUUCCCCACCACAAUUGGACUUGUGGACGAAAAGACCAACGUCCAAAGUGUUUCCCAAUCAAAUGUUGAGAUUAUCAUCUAACUAACAAUUAGUUAAUUAAACACAAAUUAUGUAACAAUUGUGCAACUCAAAUACAAAGAAAAGUUGAACAGUAAACAAAUCAAUUGAUUUAAA